This is a messenger RNA of Erythranthe guttata (spotted monkey flower), 855 nucleotides long. Its product is annotated as putative germin-like protein 2-1. Gene Ontology annotation, molecular function: manganese ion binding. The record is from RefSeq and is a predicted model, not a curated record. Lineage: Eukaryota; Viridiplantae; Streptophyta; Magnoliopsida; Lamiales; Phrymaceae.
UCUGCAUUAUGCUGUCCCAAAGACGGCAAAAAACCGGCAAUCAUAUCAUCAGCUAUCUCUAUAAAAACCAGCUUCUCAAUGAGAUUAUUUCCCAUCUCGAAUCUCGAUCACAAUUAAUCUUGUUUUCCUACACUCACAAGCUAAGUAAAUCAUUACAGAACAGAGGAAAAAAACAUGACAUCGUAUUUAGUCUUGGUGUGCGUGUUGGUUGCAAUUAGUUCAAAUGCUUUAGCAUCUGAUCCAAGCCCUCUUCAAGAUUUCUGUGUUGCUGAUCCCACAGGCCCUGUGAUGGUUAAUGGAUUUGCAUGCAAGGAUGCCAAGCUGGCACAAGCAACCGAUUUCUUCUUCAGUGGGCUCCACUUACCAGGCAACACUUCGAACCCCGUCGGCUCAAAAGUGACUCCAGUAAACGUAGCCCAAAUUCCAGGCCUCAACACCCUCGGAAUCUCACUAGCACGUGUAGAUUAUGCUCCGUGGGGGGUUAAUCCUCCGCACACUCACCCACGUGCAACCGAAAUUUUGACAGUGAUCGAAGGCACACUCGAAGUGGGAUUCGUCACAUCAAACCCUGAAAAUCGGCUUAUCACGAAAGUGCUUCAAAAGGGAGAUGUGUUCGUUUUCCCUGUAAAUCUUGUGCAUUACCAGAAGAAUGUUGGUACUGGAAAUGCAGUUGCUAUUGCAGCUCUAAGCAGCCAAAACCCAGGUGUUAUUACCGUUGCUAAUGCGGUUUUCGGGUCGAAACCUGCUAUUGCUAAUGACCUUCUUGCAAAGUCCUUUCAGACAGAUACUAAGACCAUUGAUUUGAUUCAAUCCAAGUUCUAAAUUACACUUUAUUCUCUCAUCAUUAAAGAUCUG